Messenger RNA from Caretta caretta (loggerhead turtle), 6342 nucleotides. It is a transcript of the gene FAM234A, whose product is annotated as family with sequence similarity 234 member A. NCBI's taxonomy places the organism in Eukaryota, Metazoa, Chordata, Testudines, Cheloniidae. The record is from RefSeq and is a predicted model, not a curated record. Gene Ontology annotation, molecular function: protein binding. Gene Ontology annotation, cellular component: cell surface.
GUGAUGCUUGCGGAGCCCCACCCCUUCCGGCGGAGACACGCCCCGGGGCGGAGCCAAGAGGGGAGCCUGAGCUGAUGGGAGGCCGGCUGGCAAGCAGCGAAGGGUGACACAAAUUGUCUGAUGAAUUCUGAUGAGUAUCCUGUGAUGGAUAACAAGAACUUGGAAGCAGAGAUCCACCCUCUGAAGAAUGAGGAUGGGAAAGCUCCAGAUAACCACGAGAACUGUGCAGAAAAAGAAGCUCUCUGCAGGAAGCCCACCCGCUUGUCUCAGCUCUCCCGAUGGCGCACUGCUGCCUUCUUCCUUUCAUUAUUCCUGUGCCUGAUUGUGGUGUUUGCCUUUUCGUUCAUCAUCCCGUGUCCAGUGAGGCCUGUUUCACAAAGGACGUGGAACAGGAAAUAUGACCGUGCGGUGACCUACAAGUUUCUGGCUGUAGAAGAUGUGAACGAAGACAAAGUACAAGAUGUUAUCUUCGUUUUCAAAGAUACCAAUGGCAGCAGCAGUUUUAACAGAUCCUGCUCAGAUGAAGGCCUUUCCGCUCCAUGUGCCUUUGUUGCUGCUGUCUCGGGCACCAACGGCAGCACGCUCUGGGAGAGGCCUGUCACUGAAGACCUCCUGUGGAUGGAGUGCGCCAUUGAGCAGCUGGGUGGGGCUCAGUCACCGGGCUGUCUUGUCAUUGGGAACCCAGAGUUACUAACUGCAAUCAACCCUCACACAGGGGAAGUUCGAUGGAGGCAGUUUAACAGUUUUGGAGCUAAUUAUACCGUGGUGACUCCCUUAUUAAAGAUACCAGAUGUGGAUGGGGACGGUGUUCAGGACGUGAUGAUCUUUAUCACUGCAGGAGAUGAGACUAAAAGUUUCAUCUAUUCGGGGAAGAAUGGUGAGCAGAUUGGAACCAGUGGCAGAUUGAGUCUGGGUGCAAGGCCUGGUUAUCUUAUACAUGUGACUAAGACUGGCUCCUACUACGUUCUCUUCAAUACUGUAAAUUCUCUUUAUGGCUACUCCUUGAAGGAUCUCUACAGCAUGGCAACUGGGAUGGAAAGUAAACUCACCAGCCUGAAGCAAGAUUCUCAGUGGGAGAAGAAGGUCGAGAGCCCCACACAUCACAUACCUCUUCUCAGCUCUGGAGACAUUCAUUACCUGGUGAAGGUUCCCGGGAAAUCGGGGGAGAAUAUCUUGGUUGUGAAGUCAGACAUGGCUGAGCUUCUCGAUGGACAAACUCUUAACUCCCUGUGGACAGUCAACGCCUCCCACAUCUUGAGUGAGCCAGUGUUUGGUUACUACACACCUGACGUUCUCCACAUAGUCCUUGAAAGUGGAGUUGGACCCAACAGGAAGAAGAUCAUGAUUGUUGAGGGUGGCUCUGGAGCAGUCCACUGGGAGCUGGAGCUGAAUUCAAGAGCAGGGAGUCCAAGGCCAGCCACUCUCAAUACUGCAGAUCACCGGUCCACGUUCCUCUUCUGGGGAGAGUACCAGGCAGAGGCCAAUGAAACGGGCUCCAAAGUGGCUCUCCAGAAUCUGUAUCUGUUCCAUCCGUCCUACCCCAAUGUUCUCUUGGAGCUGAACAAUAGCCCAGACCGAAUAGUUGCCUUCGACGCGGUGCUGUUUGAGCGGAGCCGGCAUGCCUGCUACGUGUUGCUGACUGGGCCGCAGAGCAGCAAGGGGCCAGGCUGGGUGUCUGUCACCAAGCGAAAGCUGAAAGAGGACAUCGCUGACAGUAGGGUGACCUGGCUGAGCCAGGUGGCGGGGGACAGUGAGCAAUACAUCAGGGACCGCUUCUUCAGGAUGCGAUUCAGCAGCCAAAUGUGAGCUCCCUGGGAGACCCCAGAGAGCCAUCUCAGCACUCUCCUCCAGCAAUGGACUCAUUAAACCCAGAUCACGAACUCGUGUGGGAAGCUGCCGUUCUUGAUCCACAAGCCAAAGGCUGGCUGCUGAGAAAACAGCCACAGCAAAUCCACCUGUGAGCCCGCAGGGCUUGGGCACCCCAAAUCCUGCACAGGUGGCUGCCAGCGCAGCCAGCCUCUGAACUGAUGGGGCUUCAGUCCCUGGCUGUCUCUGAAGUGCCAUCACUUCCAGGAGAUCUGCCUCUUUCCCUUUCUAAAUCACACAAUACCUGCUGCGAUGCAGGGCGUACCUCAGCCGGGGCCACCUUCCCAACACACCCCAAACUAGGACCCAGGGAGGGCAUGUCUGGGUGCCGGAGAGAGGCCUCAGUUGAUUACUCUCACCUUGGUGUUUGCAGUGAGGGAGGGCAUGUGCAUCUGGGUGAGAGAGAGCAAGAUGAGGAGGGAGGGAGUGUGUAUGUGCGCACGUGUGCGUGCGAUAUUGGAUUUUCUUUUCCUUUUGCCCAAUCAGACAGACGGGCUCUCCUGAGUAGGAAUUUUUGCCUUCUCCAAAGAGUGGCGUGGACAUGGCGUGUUUGGUCUCUCAAUGGAAUACCCGAGUGCUGCUCACCAGGGAUAAUGUGGUGAGAUGGGUACCGAGUGAGUCUAGUGGGGCAUGCAAUGGCUGGUGUAUUGGAUAUGGCAGAUAUUCUCUGGCCCAGGAGAGCCACAGACUAAAGUGCAGUUCUACUCUGAAAAGGUCUCUGUAUAAACUGCAGUUCCUCAUUUUCCAAGCCUGCUGCUCCUGCUGCGUACCAAGGUGCAGAGCUGCUGCCUACUACUGGCUGAGAGAAGCAUGGGCUGCUUUUAUCCCAUUGGCCCUGCCGCAGCUGGUUCACUCAUCAGGAACAGAAUUGCGAAUGAAGUUCCAGUUGUAGAUGAUGCAAGAGCCAUAACAAGCCCCUGCCUGGCUACCCAGUCCCUGUGGUUUUAGCACGUGCUCUCUGCUCAUCGGCUGGGCAGAUCGAGUGUACUUGGGACCCACAGGGCUGUUUGUAGGCGCUCUUCAGAGUGGAGCUGCCCGCGUUCCUUGCCAGGAGGAGGCCAGCCAGCUGUUCCCAGGGUGUGUGCUGCUCGUCAGACAUUAAUUCAGCCUCGCGACCCCUGCGAGGAGAGUCCUCUGAGCACUGCUACCUCACUGAGCAAGGGGGACAUGGAGACAGGCUGUGCAGUGUCUGGCCAAGGUCACACAAGGCCUCUUUGGGAAAGGGCUGGCGGGAGAACUCUGCAAAGCCCAGACUCCUGAUCCGCUGCUCUAAUCACUGGGUAACGCUGCCCCUUUCAGUGCUAACAGCUGUGUGGCAGGUAGGACACUUGGGUGCUGCCAUUGCAGUGUGGUCAUAUCCGUUUGCUGUCGCUCUGUACUGAGGUUGCAGUGGGAGGGGCAGAAGUGGUGGGGUGUCUCCUUUUGGGGCCUCCCUUGGCAUGCCCUGGGGCACCAUGCUCCGGGGUGAAAUGCCCUGGGGGCCAGGCACAGCGCAGGUGCCUCAGUCGUACCUCAGUGCCCAGAAGUGCCCUGUCACUGCCCCAGUCGUCACUGCUCCUUGGAGCUCUGUGCUGCAGGCUUGUGGGGUGACUGCUCAGCUGAGGUCCUGGUUCUUUGGGAGCAGCGAAUCUGUGAAUUCUGCCUGCGUCCAGUGGAGCAGGGCUGGGUGCUCCGGGGGGACACUCAGAGGGCUGGCGGGUUGGAGUGGGCGCAUCGCUCAUCUGUGGCGAGAGCAGGACCUGCGAGGCCUCGGGAGGAGUGUGCGGCGCCCGUAGAGUCGGGGAGCUGAUCCCCAGCGGGCACGGACAAGGCUUCCUCACGCUAAGGGCAGGCGAUAAUCCCCCAGGAGGUGUGGUGGGGCUAAGUGCUCGCCUCCCUUUGGUCUGAGUCAAGGCCAUGCGUAGGAACACUGCAGGGUGUGAUUGGUGCUGGAGAGGAGGCUGUGCAGGACAGCGAAGCUGCAGACCCAUACUGCACUGCAACUUCAACUGCUGCUGGGCACCACGCCCCCAGCAUCUGACUUGGCAGCACCUGGCUCCUCAGUUACUCAGAGCCAGGCCCUAGGGAACAACUCCGGCAAAAUUAACUGCAGCAUCUACUGCUAGGGUUUGCUGGUGUAGCAACCAACUGUUUGGCCUUGCACUUCUGCUUCUAAGGUGGCCGGGGUCCCCACUGCACAACGCUCCACCCCUUUGUGAAAUUACACAGUUGUGGAGUGUUAUGCUCAGUGCCCUCACCGCUGGAACAGAGCUGCUUUACUGGAGCAAAUUAGUGGAGAGAGAACGGCUAGCCAUCAUGGGAACCGAGUCUCCCACCAUGGCAGCUUGAUGCAGCUGCCCUGCUCUAAGGUGCACUGGGCAGCGUGCAGUCAGUGGGAUGAUGCCUCAGGUCCCUGCUCCUCGUGUCUGGGGAGGGCUCCUCUCAAGAGCGUUCUCCACUGGGACUGCAGCCUGCAUUGUGUGUUGUGCCACGGAUUCCCUUGGCUUCUCUCUCGAAAUUUAGUUGGGGAUUGGUCCUGCUUUGAGCAGGGGGUUGGACUAGAUGACCUCCUGAGGUCCCUUCCAACCCUGAUUUUCUAUGAUUCUAUGAAUUCCCCUUCUCCCUAACAUGGUCUUUUGAAUGGUCUGAGUGCUGGAAGCAGAGCCAAGUCUUGUGUCUUUGCUCUAGCUCAGGUUCCCAUGAUUUGCCUACCCUUCAGGAGCCUGCCUCUUGCUUGGCAUGUGAAUGACUUGAGACCCAAUGGCCCUGCAAAUCCCUUGGUUGUGCCUUUGGACCUGGGGUAUGCCUUACCGCACAGUUGUGAUUCUCACCUGCACCCUGCUGGUGGCACUGAGCGGCUGUCAGUGAGGAUAGCAGGUUCAGCUUGACAGGUAACCCACCCACCGAUGGCCCAAGCUGAGCUUCGGGAAACUUGGCCCUGCGGGUUGCACCGUGCCGUGGGCAAACAGUAACCCUGCAGCCUGCAUGCCUGUUGGACUGAUAUAUAUCAGCUGCAGAUUAUAUCUCGCUGAACCUCCUCGAAAGGAACAAGGCUGCAGGGGACGUGGUCUGUGCAUCAGGAUUGCAUUGUGCAUUAAUGAUUCUUGCUGUUUGAGGUUUUUCCUCUUCCUUCCUGACCCCUACUCAGACGCAACCCUUUCAGGCAGGCACUCUGAACAUUGCCUCAGGAGAGCCGGAAUCUCAGCCUCGGGAGACUUUUCUGGCUUUAAGUUCCGCUGUUAACACAUUCCCUGAUAACUUGGAAAUCCAGGUUCUCCUGUUAGCAAUGUCAGUGCCAAGCUAACACCCUCAUAAUGAUGCAAGAGUUUCUUUCCAGCUGCUUUUCCCCUGUGUCAUUGUUUUUGCAGUAUUGAAGGAAUGGUUUAAUUGUGACUUGAUUCAGUAACUCUGCUGGGUGCUACUAGCAGAAAUCAUUGCGUGUGUGAACAGUGUAUUUUCUAGCACUAGGAUGAUAGGUUUGGUUCUCUAAUUUAUUGCAAAUGUUGCUGUACUGGGCGUGGUCUAACUGUGUUGAUUCAAUAAACCUCUUUUGCAUUGUUUGUGAACAGUGCUCUGCUUCUGCUGCUGUCUUUAAGGAACCAGCGUGGCUGAGCCCUGAGCUCAGAACAUGCAGAAUUGGGUUUGACAGAAUGAUGGAAAGUUGUAAAACGUGUCCUGAAACAGGCCCUCCCCGCCUUAUCUGGAAGGAGGAAAAUUGCUCUGAUGACAUUUCAGAGUAGAGCAGCUUGUCAUGUGUUGGAUGUAGUUUAAGUAGUAAACUUCCCCCCCUUCAGUUUGUGGAGUUAGUCUUGUUUGACAGUGCACUGAAAUGAAGCGAUGCCAAGGACCAUGUCAUCUGUUCAGCCACUGUGACGCACUGAAGCUGCUGUAUAAAAUAGGGACACCAACCAUCUGGGCUAGGCUUGCUCCACAGCCGCAUCAGGAGCACGUCAUGUGACUGUAACUGGAAAACGAGCGUUCCUCUCCUUUCCCAAUAGCAGUGGAAUUUAGCCUGCCUUGCCAGUUCUUCAGGGGACCUGGCCAAGGACUUUAAUAGGACUGGGUGCAUGUGCCCUUUGAGCUGCUUGUGAUAAAGAGCUGGGGUGUUUUCUCGCUUGUUUUUUCCUUCUAGAUCUUCUCUAAACACACCCAUUGCACCAGAUCACAACAGAUCCAGUUAUAUCCCCAGUUGCGGAUGCCCUUAAAUUGGUUUAACUGAUCCCAGGCAACUUCAGUGAGUAGACACAGCCUUAGAUAGCUCAGGCACCCUGGAGGACACCUCAGUGGAUCUACGUUAGCAUUCACACAUUCACUGAAGGGGCCAGGAGUGUUGUCAAUAAGGAGGGCUUCCUGUCUCCAGAAUGUGAAUCAGUCAUGAAGCUCAAUAGAUGCUAAAUUCAAAGUCCCAAAGGGGCAUAAGCACAAUUUUUUCCCUUUGCAGGUCCCCUUUUAUGCUGCUAAUAAAGGAAUCACUUUUCGGUUUCGCUCAGUUCAUUA